AUGGUCUACGUUAUGGAAAUUUACACUGAUGGCGGCUGUAGAGGUAACGGAAGACCGGGGGCGAUUGGAGCCGCUGCCGCCGUUUUUGUGCCAAAAUACGGUCGCAACACCUGCUGGACGGACUGUCUACCUCAAUAUCCUCCGCCAACAAGCCAACGUGCCGAAAUCCAAGCCAUAAUCCUGGCACUUGAGAAAGCCCUAUCGUUAUAUCAUGACCUUGACAAUGACCCAAGGCUUGAUGUAACUGUUUACUCUGAUUCAAGAUAUGCGGUUGGCUGCAUGUCACAGUGGAUUUACAAGUGGGUUAAGAAUGGCUGGAUCAAUUCUGCGGGUAAUGAUGUUGCGAAUCAAGAUCUUCUAAAGAAGGCUUCGGAUCUUGAUGACGAUUUGAGAGAUCAGGGGAAAGUGGAGUAUGUCUGGAUUCCGAGGGAUAAGAACCAGGAUGCGGACAGAUUGUGCAACGAGGUCCUGGACGACCAAUCACCACCAUCACCAUCAUCAUCAUCAUCAUCGUCAUCAUACUAUUAA
Molecule: messenger RNA, 528 nt
Organism: Penicillium cosmopolitanum
Lineage: Eukaryota; Fungi; Ascomycota; Eurotiomycetes; Eurotiales; Aspergillaceae
Product: ribonuclease H1
Exons: 1
Coding region: 1-528 (175 amino acids)
Biological process (GO): DNA replication, removal of RNA primer
Molecular function (GO): nucleic acid binding; RNA-DNA hybrid ribonuclease activity
Source: RefSeq, a predicted model, not a curated record